AUGGCCAGCUGCAGGCACCGGCUCAGUCCAUUUGACCACGCAAACGCAAAAAAUUGCUUCGAGUCCACUAGCACGGAUUCAUUUGGCUACGGGCACACAUACACGAUACCACAACCAUUCACCAGCCUCAUGGAAGCACGGCUCCAGUCAAUAUGGGCGCACGUCUUGAACUUGCCUCAUGUUGCGCUCGAUCAGCCAUUCCUCGCAGUUGGCGGAGACUCUAUCUCUGCGAUGCAGGUUGUAGGCCAAUGCCGGAAAGAUGGUAUUGGUCUUGGCGUGCAAGAAGUGCUACGCAGCCGCUCCAUCAUGCAAUUGGCCGAGGUCGUGAAGGAAAUCGAGCACAUUUCGUACGACACCGUUGAGUAUUUCGACGAGGAGUUUGACUUGACUCCGAUCCAAUCACUUUAUUUCCAGCGACCGAACGACGGACGCGGUCACUUCAAUCAGUCCUUCUAUCUGCAAGUGAGACAGAGGACAACAGAGGGAGAGUUCCGAGCCGCAGUGCAGCAGCUGGUAGCGCGCCAUUCUAUGCUACGCGCACGCUUCUCGCAUUCCGACGACUUAGGCUGGAAGCAACGUCUCACCAACGAUGUAACCGGUAGUUUUCGCUUUAGGCAUGGAAAUGUCUCAUCAAAGCAGGAGAUUGAUGUCAUGAUCGAGGACUCGCAACUUUGCCUGGAUCAUGAGCAUGGGCCCUUGUUCGCAGCCGACCUCUUUGAUUUCGGCGAGGACCAGUUCGCAUUUUUAACAGCACAUCAUAUUGUCAUUGACCUAGUCAGUUGGCGAGUGCUUCUAGAAGAACUUGAAGAAAUACUACGAGGCGGAGAAUCCCUGCCUCCAGGACUUCCAUUCCAAAAGUGGGCAGAACUACAAGUGGAACAUGCUGCAACACUGGAGUCAAGACACGUUCUCCCACCGGUAGAUGUUCCUCCGCUGGACUUUGACUACUGGGGUAUUACGCGGGAGGACAACACUUACGGUAAUGCUAGCCACGCGCUGUUCGAAUUAGACUCGGAUGUUAGCUCUGUGUUCUUGACCAGUUGCCAUGCUGCGUUCAAGACCGAGCCAGUGGAGCUACUUCUCGCCGCCCUCAUCCAUUCUUGGUCACAGGUUUUCGUGGACAGGCCGAUUCCCGCGAUUUUCAACGAAGGGCACGGUAGAGAGCCCUGGAGUCCCGAAAUUGACACAUCACGCACGAUAGGAUGGUUUACAGCUUUAUCGCCGAUACUUGUAACUCCAGCAUCAGAUGCCACCGAGACAGUGCGAAAAGUGAAAGACUUCAAGCGCCUGAUCCCCGGGAAUGGUCGGCCGUACUUCGCUCGAAGAUGUCUCACCGAAGAAGGACGUGCCGAGUAUCGGACCCAUUGGCCGAUGGAAAUCCUGUUCAACUACCUAGGCCAGUACCAACAGUUAGAAAGAGCAGAUGCACUGCUUCAGCCGCUCGACACAAUGGCCGGCGAGUAUCGCGCGGCUGGCGGUACCUCUGACUUUGGGCAUAUCACUCCUCGAUGGGGUUUAUUCGAGAUAUCUGCCAUCGUCUUCAAGGGUCGCCUCAAGUUCGCCUUUACAUUCAAUCGUCACAUGCGACAUCAGGAUCUUAUUCACCGAUGGGUUGAGCAAUGCCGUGAGACUUUGACGAGCAUGAUACGAAAACUCGUCGUUCUUGAGCCUUCACCUACACUCAGCGAUUUUCCAUUGUUGUCACUAAAUGAGGACCGUUUCCAGUCCAUGCUGGCCAGCUUGAACGUUAUGGGUAUCAUGCCUUCCGAGAUCGAGGAUGCAUAUCCUUGUUCGAACAUGCAAGAAGGGCUCUUGCUGUCCCAGAACAAGGACUCCGGCUUUUAUGCAGCGGCCACGUUACACGAGCUCAGACUACAUGGCGGACGUCUCGAAGCGAGGACGUUGGAUCGUGCUUGGCGACAAAUCGUUCGUCGCCACCCAGCACUGCGGACUAUCUUCUUGGAGAAUUUUGGCACACAAGAAGGCCUCUACAGUCAAGUUGUACUGCACUCUAUCGAGCCAAAUAUCGUGCACCUCCAAUGCGCAACUGAAAUGGCCUCCGUAGAUGUGAUCAAGAACCAACGAUCAGUGAGCUACGACGAUGGUAAAUGUCCAAAUCAUCGUUUCACUAUCUGCACCACACACGAUGGCAGGAUAUUCUGCUCUUUGGAAAUUAGUCAUGCUAUCAUGGACGGGCACUCGAUGAGUCUACUUGCAAGGGAACUUCGUGAAGCUUGUGAAGGGCACUUGCGAGGAGAGGGCGCGCCAUACCGCGAUUACAUCUCCUGGCUGUCAACACAACCCCAAGAAAGCAGCCUCGAAUUCUGGAGAUCAUACCUUAAAGGCAGCGAGAUUUGCUCUUUCCCUGCUCUCGAUGAUGGAGAGACGAUGGACAAGCGUUUGGUAUCAAUUCGCAUGGAUAUGGACAAUCUCAGUAUGCCAGAUCUCCAAGGCUUUUGCAACUCGAAUGGCAUCACACUUUCCAACAUUUUUCACACGGCAUGGGCUCUUACUCUCAGCUGCUAUGUUGGAAGCAAGGACGUAAACUUCGGCUACCUCACGUCCGCCCGUGACGCAGAAGACAUUCAUCGUGUUGGUGACAUUGUGGGCCCCAUGAUCAACACGCUCGUCUGCCGCGUCAACUUUACCGAUGGCUCUCAGACCCUACUUGAUGUCCUUCAGGAUGUUCAAAGAGAUUACAUGGAAGCGCUACCUCACCGGCACAUUGCAUUGGCUGAUGUUCAGCAUGCUUUGAAUCUCGCAGGCGCAAACCUGUUCAAUACAGCCCUUUCAUACCGUCGUUUGCCUCCAGAUACCGCUGCAGAGGCUACAGGUGUAGAGGUGAUCGAGAUCGAGCCAAUCUACGACCCUACAGAGUACCCAGUCAGCAUUAAUAUCGAAAUCGGCGACACCAGCGCAGCUGUCGAUCUGGAUUAUUGGUCCGACUUUUUAUCCGCUGGCCAAGCAGCCAAUGUUGCGAGCACUUUUGUGCGCGCACUGGAGAACAUUGUAUACCAGGCCAGGCGCCGCAUUUCCUCUCUCGAUUUCCUUAGUGGUCAGCAAUGGCUGCAGAUCCAGGCGUGGAACGCCAUGCCUCCAACAUUGAACGACUGCGUACACAACAAAAUUGCGUUGUGGGUUGCAUCGCAGCCAGACGCGCCCGCCAUCCGCGCUUUCGAUGGCGACUAUACCUACGCUGAACUCGACGCCGUGAGCAAUCGUCUGGCGCAUUGCCUUGUGAGCCUUGGCGUCGGACCAGAGAAUUUUGUGCCGACGUGCUUCGACAAGAGUAAAUUUGCCAUCAUUGCUAUGCUCUCUGUUCUCAAGGCAGGAGGCGCAGCAGUGCCGCUGGAUGCUAAGCAUCCCAGAUCGGCGCUCCAGACGCGGUUGGAGGAUGCGUCUGCCACCAUAGUGCUCACUACGGCUUCUCGCUUAGAGAAGCUCGAAGGGUUGUCUCCCAAUGUCAUGGUGAUCGAUGAUGCUUUCUUGGAUCAGCUUCCUGUGCCUACUGGACCAGCUUGCACCAGUGUGCAACCACAUAAUCCCUGCUUUGUCAUCUUCACCAGCGGGAGCACUGGGCGCCCAAAAGGAGUGGUGCUUGAGCAUGCUGCUAUGGUGACCAGCGCAGAAGCUCAUGGCUCGCGGCUGGGCCUUCGGCCGGGCUCGCGAGUGUUACAGUUUGCCAGCUAUACGUUUGACAACUCAUUGGAGGAGAUGUUCACGUCACUUCAACGCGGAGCUUGCGUCUGCGUUCCCUCAGAAGAGCAGCGCUUCAACGACAUUUCGGGCGCAAUCACUGAAUUGGAUGCUAACUUUAUGGAUCUCACGCCUACUGUAGCAGCAUUACUGGAUCCCAAAGACGUGCCGACAAUCAAAGAUCUGGCACUUGGGGCUGAGCCUCUUACGAAAGCCCUCAUCGAGACCUGGCGGCCGCAUGUUCGGGUAUACGGGCAAUAUGGCCCCAGUGAAGCUUCCAUCAACUCCGCAUUUCGGGAUUUCACAAAUGGUGGUGAAGCGACCAAUAUUGGCCGAGCUGUCGGAAGCAUCUCGUGGAUAACCGACCCUGAGAACCGCGACCGCCUUAUGCCGAUCGGCUGCAAAGGAGAACUGCUCAUUGAAGGUCCCAUUCUUAGUCGAGGAUAUCUCAAUGACCCGGAGAAGACUGCUUUGGCUUUCAUUCAAGACCCUGAGUGGGCUCGUACCACCGGCAGAACGGGUCGGCGAUUUUACUGCACAGGCGAUUUGGUCCAGUACACCUCUGAAGGCGAGAUGGUCUACAUGGGCAGGAAGGACAACCAAGUGAAGCUCAACGGACAGCGUAUUGAGCUCGGUGAGAUUGAGCAUCACCUCAAGCUUAAUCUUCCAGCGGGUGCCAAGUCAGCUGUGGAGCUUGUAAAGUUCACCGAAAGCAAAUCCCUGGUCGGGUUCAUUUGUCUGGAUGCUGAGUCGUUGGCAACUCCCGCCAUUGCAGAGAUGACAGACUCUGUGCGCGUUAUUGCUAAGCGGGUCGAGGUUGCUCUUGGCGAAGCACUCCCAUCAUACUACGUUCCCGCUAUGUUCAUGCCUGUGGCGAGUAUGCCGAUGACUACAUCUGGGAAGCUCGACCGUAAAGUGUUGCGACAAUUGGCAGCAGAAGUCUCUGAUUCACAAAUGGCCGCCUUCCGACUAGCUGGUAACAGUGGUCGGGAGCCCUCUGGACACGUCGAAGUAACGCUGGCUUACCUAUGGGCUGAAGUCCUUAAGCUGAGUGCCGGCACUGUUGGAGCAGAAGAUUCUUUCUUUCGACUUGGUGGCGACUCCAUCAGCGCCAUGCGUCUCGUCUCUGCAAGUAGGAGGGAAGGCGUGGUGCUCAACGUCGCAAAUGUUUUUGCUCACCCGAAGCUUGAAGAGAUGGCUGCAACAGUCUCGGUCCUCUCUUCAGAAGAACGUACGAGCCAGGCCAACGUGACAGUCGUUCCGUUCGAGCUCAUUCCUCAGAGUGACAAACGCCGCAUCAUAGACUUUGCUGCUAUCGAAUGUGGCGUCUCUUCUGACGCUAUCGAGGACAUGUACCCUUGUAGUCGCUUGCAAGAGGGACUCAUCUCCUUGUCCACUCGAGAUCCAGGGUCCUACGUAGCGCAGCCAACAUACCGGCUGCCGACAACGAUUGAUGUACCGCGGUUCAAAGAGGCUUGGAACAAAGUCAUCGCCAAUGAAGCAAUACUCCGUACACGUAUCAUCCAUAACGACCAGUUCGGCUUCCUUCAGGUCGUAGUUAAGGACCAACCACAAUGGCAAUCAUUGACGAGCCUAGAGGACAUUGAAGAAGCUCACCGACAACUACCAGCCAUUCCGGGUGGUCCUUUGAUCAGCUACACUAUUGUCGGCGAAGCCACCAAUUCCACAUUCUUUAUCUGGACUGCGCAUCAUGCUGUCUACGAUGGCUGGAGUUGGUCGACUCUUUUCAAUCAAGUCGAAUCUUGCUACAGAGACAUGAAGCCAGACCUGCCGCCAUCCGUGCCAUUCUCCCACUUCAUCAAGUACCUUUCGACACUCAAGAAGGAAGACUCGGAUGCAUUCUGGCUGGCGCAUCUGGAGGGCAUAACUGCUCCACAGUUCCCACAACUUCCUGCCCCGGAUUACAAGGUACAGGCAACAAGCCAACUUGUUUACGACAUACAUUUGCCACACCGCUCGGACACAGAGGUUACGGUGCCGUCAGUCAUACGGGCAGCAUGGGGCCUUUUGCUCGCUACCUACUCCGGAUCAGACGAUGUACUCUGGGGUGAAACGAACAGCGGGCGAGAAGCAUCUGUUGUUGAUAUCGAAAGCAUCAUUGGACCUACUCUCACUACAGCACCCGUGCGCCUCAGACUGAACCGCGCACUAUCAGUCCGCGAUUACCUUCAAGAGACACAACGCCAGGCCUCUGCAACCCUACCUUAUCAAUUUGCCGGAUUGCAACACAUCCGAAAACUGAAUUCCGAGACUGCCGUAGCUUGCGACUUCCAAAGCUUCCUGGGCAUUGUUGCAGGCGACAAUUUACAGGAUGUCGAAAGCGAUCUGUGGAACAUGCAGAGUACUGGAACGCCUGGCACGAACUUUUUCAGCUAUGCUCUCGUCUUCAACUGUACUGUCGAGGGGGAUAGAAUCAACGUGGAAGUACUCUAUGACAGCAAUAUCACAGAAACAUGGUUCAUCGAGCGUUUGACUAAGCAGUUCGAUUUUAUCAUCAAAUGUUUCAGCUCUGCCGACUAUCUCAGCCAGAAGUUGGACGAUAUCGUGCUUGUGAACCCCGCAGAUAUGGAGACGAUCAAGAACUGGAACAGUACGUCUGUACCCACCAUCAGCCGUUGCAUCCAUGAUGUUAUUUCGGAACAUUAUGCAACGUCACACUCGACUGCUAUUGCCUUGGAUGCCUGGGACACAGGGGCGAUGACCUAUGGCGAACUUGAAGAAAGGGCAAAUCGACUAGCCUCUCGCUUGAUAUCACUUGGUGUUCAACCCGGAUCUUUCGUGCCACUAUGUUUCGACAAGUCGGGCUGGACGAUCGUAGCAAUCCUUGCCGUGCUGAAAGCUGGGGCCGCGUUCGUUCCCCUCGACUUUGAAGCGCCUAUCUUGCGACUGCGCGAGCUUGUCAAGGAUGUCAAAGCACAGUGGAUACUAUGCGCGCCCAACUUCGAGCAGAUGUGCACAUCUAUGGGCUGCAAUGCGAUUGCCAUCGAUCGCGAUGGAACCGAACCGGAUCGGCACCGAACUGAGGUUCUGCCGCAGGUGCGAAGCGACAGCGCGGCGUAUGCCUUCUUCACGUCUGGCACGACUGGAAAACCUAAAGGUGCCGUCAUCAAUCACUCAAACUGGGUUUCCAGCUCCACGGCGUUCGCGCCCAUGUGGGGCAUCUCCGAAUCCUCGCGCGUCCUGCAGUUCGCAUCGUAUGUCUUCGAUGCUUGCCUGAUAGAAAUAUUCAGUACGCUCAUGCAGGGUGGCACUGUCUGUAUACCAGAUCAGGAUUCGCGGACUAAUGAUCUUGUUGGUGUCAUCAACAAGUUUAAUGUAAAUUGGGCCGCCCUGACGCCAUCCCUUGUACGCACCAUUCAGCCUUCCCAGGUACCCAACCUAGAGGUGCUUGUGCUUGUAGGCGAGGUAAUGUCUCAACAAGAUCUGCUUACUUGGACUGACCGUGUUACCUUGGGUAAUGGAUAUGGUCCUACAGAGUGCAGCUGUGUUUCCACGUUCAACAUUAUGACGCUUCGAACAAAGCCGAACAACUUGGGCAAAGCCGUCACAUCGCGAGGCUGGGUUGUGCUACCUAAAAAUCACCACGCACUCGCACCUGUGGGCGCUGUCGGUGAACUGCUACUUGAGGGUCCGGCAGUCGGUGCAGGGUACCUGAACGAUCCAGCGAAGAGCGCAGAAGCAUUCGUGCGAGAUAUCAAAUGGGCGUCUGAUACUUCGGAGUUCAUGUCCUCCAAGUUUUACAAAACUGGUGACUUGGUGAAGUAUACCGAGGACGGAACUAUGCUCUACCUUGGACGCAAAGACUCUCAGACCAAAGUGCGUGGACAACGGCUCGAACUCUCUGAAGUCGAACAUCACCUCAUGGAAGAUGGCGCAGUUCAAAAUGCACUCGCUGCCGUUCCAACUUCUGGGCCAUGUGCAAAAAGGCUUGUUGGCGUGGUUUCCAUUAGAGAUCCCUCUCUUUCGGGCGCGCCGGCCGCAAUACUCGAAUUGCUUCCGACGGAAAUGGCCUCUUUGAACAUCAGCAUCAUUCGAGAUCGUUUGUGUGAGAGGCUGCCUUCGUACAUGAUCCCUUCGCUGUGGCUAGCCAUUUCUCAAUUUCCGUUAACUCCAGGAGGUAAGAUGGACCGCCGUCGUGUAGUGCAGUGGUUGGAGGAGAUGAACGCCGACACCUACCGCACGAUCUCAUCAUUAGGCCUAGAAGAGGCCAACGAUGAUGCGAAUAGUACUGAACGCGCGCUCCAAGGCAUCUUUGCAAAGGUUUUGAGCCUUCCGGUCGAAGACAUCCGCCUCAAUCAGUCCUUCCUGCAUCUUGGUGGCGAUUCAAUCGCUGCUAUGCAGGUCUCAUCGCAAUGUCGCUCCCAAGGUCUUGCCGUGUCCGUACAGGAUCUCAUCCGCGCAAAGUCAAUUACCGUACUUGCUGCGUCGGUCGCGCCAGUGGAAAAGAACGAUUCGAAUAUAGGUGCAGCGCAAGACUACAGUCUUCCUUUUGAGCUCUCGCCCAUCCAGCAGUUGUUUUUCCGUACUGUUGGCGACGAGUACAACCAUUUCAAUCAAGCUGAGCUCUUUCGGUUGUCGCGAAACUUUGACGUGGAGGAAAUACGAGCAGCGUGCGAUGCGCUGGUCGACACUCACCCAAUGUUACGAGCGCGCUUCGUUCGUAACGAGAAAAAUAUCUGGAACCAAAAAGUAUCAGCGGAUAAGAACUCAUUGAGACUGCGCCAACAUCGCGUCGCAACGUCGGACAACAGCGAUUUGCAACCAGUCAUCAACGACAGCCAAGGAACGCUCGAUAUUACAAACGGACCGGUUUUUGCAGUUGAUGUAUUUGAAAUUGAUGACACGUUCUCACAGGCUAUUGCGAUGGUAUCACAUCAUUUGGUCAUCGAUGUGGUCUCAUGGGGCAUCAUCCUCGAGGAUUUUCAGGGACUACUUAGCGGCAUCAGGCCACCACCGCAGAGCCUCCCGUUCCAUUCCUGGUUACAACAACAAGCGUCACAAGCAAAGCAGACUUCGACCAGUAAAGUUUUCCCAUUGAAGGCCAUCGCGACAGCCGACCAGAGUUAUUGGGGCAUGGAAGAUCGGGACAACCUCAGCGGAGAGGUCAUCGAACAGGACAUUGCUCUCACCACUCGAGACACUAUGCUCUUACUUGGUGCUCAAGAUGCGUUAGGCACCGAUACCUUGGAUAUCCUUGUCGCGGCUCUCCUUGAAUCGUUCCGAAAGACCUUCCCUGAUAGGUCGACUGUCACAAUCCACAAUGAGGGUCACGGACGAGAGCCGUUCGAUUCUAAGCAAGACCUGACUCGUACGGUUGGGUGGUUCUCCACCAUUUCGCCAAUACCUCUGCCCGUAUCUUUGGAAGACUCAACAGACCUUGUGAGUACGAUUCGCUGGGUAAAGGAUGUGAGGGAAAGAACGCCCGACAAAGGUCGACCCUACUUCGCGCAUAGCCAGCUCACGGAGACUGGGCUGACCUCUUUCGCCAGUCAUUGGCCGGCUGAGGUGCUCUUCAACUACCAUGGGCGGGUUCAACACCUAGACCGAAACGAUGCGCUGCUUCAACCCCUUGAAGGUGUUGAUACCAAGGAGGUUGGCGAUUGUGUUCCCCGCAUGGCACUAUUCGACAUCACUGCAGCUAUAUCGCAGGGUGCUAUUAAAAUGUCCUUUGGCUUUAACCGUCACAUGAAACGCCAGAACGAGAUCCGAGCAUGGAUUGCAGAGUGCCGGCAAACCCUCGUUGAUGCUGUCGAUCAGCUCCUGCAGGUGCGACCAGAGCGUAGUCUUGGCGACUUCAAGCUUCUUCCACUCACCUACAACGGAAUGUCACGAUUAUCAUCGGUGCUCCCGGCUGGCACUACCAUUUCCGACAUCGAAGACAUUUACCCCACCUCUCCAAUGCAACAGGGCUUGCUGCUUACGCAAAUGCGCGACCCUGAGCUGUAUCUAUAUCACGCCAUUACUGAGGUGCAAUGCGCCAAUACUCAACAAAACGUGGACCCACGAAAAAUUGCCGAGGCGUGGCAGGUGGUUGUUCAUCGGCAUCCAAUCUUGCGCACGAUUUUCAUCGACAGUCUCGCCAAGGAUGGCUCAAAGAACCAGAUUGUCAUGAAGACCAAGCCCGGGAGAGUCCAGUUCAUUACAGACUGUUCGGAUGAUGAAGUUGCCAGAACCUUGCGCGAGAUACCGGGCAUCGAUUGUCGCGAGUCUCUGCCACCUCACCGCAUGACCAUCUGCAAAACGAAGACAGGAAGAGUGUGGUUUAGGCUUGAGCUGAGCCAUGCCAUCAACGACGGCACUUCCAUCACGAACAUUCUCAGCGAUAUGUCGCAGGCUUACGAGAGGAAAUUGACUCGUGCUGAUGUUGGUCCAUCGUACCGCGACUUUAUUGCACACAUUCUCUCUUCCAGCCAGGAAGCCGAUAUCGCGUAUUGGAAAAACUACCUUUCUGGGAUUGAGCCAUGCUUCUUCCCAAAUCUGAAUGACGGUAAAACGGGUGCACACGAGCACAGCUCUGUGGAGGUUAGCAUCACUGAUGUGACUGCCGUUCAAAACUUUUGCAAGAAGAAUGGUGUCACAUUGUCCAACGCUCUGCAAGUUGCGUGGGCUUUGGUGUUGCACUGCUUUGUCGGCGCAUCCGAUGUUUCAUUCGGCGUGGUAGCGUCCGGACGCGAUGUUCCCGUGAAGAACAUAGAAGAGGCUGUGGGCGUUUUCGUCAACAUGCUCAUCGCUCGUCUCACCUUUUCAGACGAAACGACGAUCAGCCAGCUCCUAGAGACCAUCCAAACUGAUUCUGUCAACGCCCUGGCCCAUCAAGCAUGCUCUCUGGCCGACGUGCAGAAUGAACUACAGCUUCCUGCGCUCUUUAACUCUGCUUUCACUUUCCAGCGACGCUCGCUUUCGCGUGAUCCAGAGCAGACCGCACUUAUAUAUGAGAACAUGGAGUCUGAGGACAACGGUGAAUAUGCCAUCACCAUCAAUGCCGAUGCAUCCGAAGAUGAGAUCUCCGUUGACUUUGGCUAUUGGAAAGACAAGGUCUGCACAACUCAAGCGCAAAACAUAGCAGACACAUUCGAAAGGAUUCUUCUUGGUAUUGUCUCAAGCGAUGCCCGUGAGCUCACUGUCGGUAAAAUUGAGGUGUUCACAUCCAGCAGCAUGCAGCAAGUCAUGGAGUGGAACAUCAACCCACACCCACCUAUCGUCAAAUGUGUCCAUGAGGUCAUCCAUGAGCAAGCUUUGACACGACCACGGACAGCAAAAGCGAUAGAUGGCCAUGACGGUAACUUCACCUACCAAGAGUUCGACAAAGUCACAGAUCAGCUUGCCUUCCAUCUCCAGAGCAUCGGAGUGACAACCGAGACUUUUGUUCCGAUUCUGUUCGAGAAGUCGUCCUGGGCUAUUGUCAGCAUGAUAGCCAUCAUGAAGGCAGGUGGUGCCUACGUGCCUCUCGACCCGAAGCAUCCCGAGACACGACUGCGGGAACUAAUCAGCGACGUGGGCGCAAAGGUAGUGCUAUGCUCGCGCGCACAUCAUGGUAGGGCAACGGAGGUUGCAGAGAAGCCCGUCCUGGUUGACGCGCAAGCGUUCAGAAAGCUGCGUCUACCAUCGACAGCGAAACCAAAGUCGAAUGCGACGCCGAACAACGCUGCAUACUGCCUCUUCACUUCCGGCACUACCGGCAAGCCGAAGGGUACCAUCAUCCCUCACGGAGCAUUCUGCACAAGUGCAGCUGCAUUCACACGUCGCAUGAAUAUCAACGCAACUUCUCGAACCUUCCAAUUCGCUAGCUACACAUUUGAUGCUAGCUGCAUCGAGAUUUUGUCUGCACUCACAGUCGGUGCUACCGUAUGUGUGCCAAGCGAAGAAGAACGCAUGAAUAACCCUGCUGGGGCCAUUCGCAGGCUCAAGGCGACGUGGUCCCUGCUCACACCAUCCGUGCUCGGAACCAUCGAACCUGAUCGCGUCCCUUGCCUCAAAACUCUGGUUGCGGGUGGAGAAGCUUUACCGGGUCCAAUCAUCAAGAAAUGGGGCACGAGUACUUGCUUCAUCAACGCAUAUGGACCUACCGAAUGCGCAGUCGUCGCUGCAACUUGCUACAAAUCGACGCUCGAUCACAAACUUCUCGAAACGGAGCCUGGGACAAUUGGCACUGGAUCCGGGGCUCGGUUAUGGGUUGUGCAUCCUCGCAAUCAUGAUAAACUCAUGCCCGUUGGAAGUGUUGGCGAACUUGUCAUUGAAGGACCGACAGUUGCGAGAGGCUAUCUCAACGACGAGGUCAAGACGGCCAAGGCAUUCAUUGAAAACCCCGCAUGGGUAUCUGCCAUUGCUGCAAAACACCCUGGCUUCACUGGUUCACGCAUGUACAAGUCUGGUGAUCUCGUGCGCUACAACUCGGACGGAUCGAUCAGCUACAUCGGACGCAAAGAUACACAGAUCAAGCUCAAUGGCCAGCGGAUUGAGCUUGGAGAAAUUGAGUUCCAUGUCGGCAAGAACUUUCCCGAGCAUGUCCAAUCUGCCGUGGAGCUGGUCGCGCCCUCUGGUCGAUCUGCGAAAGCACUUGCCGUGUUCUUUGCUCUCGUUCAUGAUGAGUUCGAUGAGCCUCUAGAGACAAUACAACCCGCCUCGACUGAUCUGCCCGCUUCUGAUGAGCUUCUAUUACCCAUGAGCGAUGAUUUGCGCGACAUGUGCAAAUCGACAGAGAAUGGACUCGGUGGUGCUCUUCCAUCGUACAUGAUACCCGCAAUCUUCAUCCCAAUUAGGAAGAUGCCAUGGACUUCUGCAGGGAAGCUCGAUCGCAACCGCUUACGAAAUCUGGUGCAUAAUCUCAGCAGAGAGGCUAUGACGCCUUACCGACUCACGAGUAUGAUGAACAAGAGACAGCCCAUCACUGCAGUCGAGAAGAAGCUACACAGGGUUGUAUGCUCGGUCCUGAGCUUGCCAUCAUCCGCUGUCGGCAUCGACGAUAGCUUCAUUCGUCUUGGUGGCAACUCGAUUCUAGCAAUGCGACUCGUUGCAGCUGCACAAUCCGAACACAUGGAUCUCUCAGUCGUAGAUAUAUUCCUGCAGCCGAAGCUGUCUGACCUCGCUGCAAAGUGUGGAUCUGUCGACACAGCCAAGGCUCCAGAGAAGGCAAUCGAGCCUUUCGAUUUGCUCCAGUCUACCGCUCCUCGAGCCCAGAUCAUCGAAGAGAUUUCUCAGCAAUGCCACGUGCCUGCAGCGCAUGUUCAGGACGUUUUGCCAGUGAGCCCCUUGCAAGAAGCGCUGCUCACGCUUUCAAUCAAACAGCAAGGCGCAUAUGUCGCGCAGCAUGUGCUAGAGCUUGCAAGUUCAAUCGAAAUCAGCAAGCUCAAAGAAGCGUGGCAGAAAGCAGUGCAAGAGGUGCCAAUUCUUCGAACGCGCAUUGCCCAGUUGCAGUCUGGUCAAUUUCUACAAGCCGUUCUAGCCAAUGCUCCCAUUCCAUGGCGCGAGAGCACCUCGCUUGAUGAUGUUGAGCAAGACGCAAAACGAGUCCCCGAGUACAUUGGCGCGCAAUUGACCGCAUACACCAUCGUGAGCACAAAAGAUAAGAAAUACCUCGUAUGGACCAUUCAUCACUCACUCUACGACGGCUGGAGCAUUGCGUUGCUGCUUCAACGUGUUCAGCAAAUCUACCAGACCGGUCAAUCAGACGCUGCGCACACAGCUUACGCCAAUUUCAUCAAAUACCUCUCGAAUGUUGAUGUUGAAGCAUCAAGAUCAUUCUGGAGGCGUAAUUUGGCUGGUGUCGCAUCUUACCAGUAUCCACAACAAAACCAUUCUGCACUUGACGAGUCGCCAACUGGUAACACAUUGCGCCACACCAUGAAACUUGCACCGCCAAAACAGAGUGACGUCACCCCAUCGAAUGCGAUUCGGGCAGCAUGGGCUUUACUACUGGCAGCCUACACUGGGAGUGAUGACGUGGUUUUCGGAGAGACGCUCACUGGCAGAGAUGUCGCAGUCACUGGCAUCACCGAGAUUUGCGGCCCGACUCUGACUACUGUCCCCACGAGAGUGCAGAUUCAUCGCUCUUCAAGCAUCUCGGAUCUGCUGAAGGCCAUUUCGGCCAACGUCGCUGAGCGUAUCCCUCAUCAGCACUUCGGGCUCUCCGAGAUCAAGAGGCUUGGCGAUGGCAUAGCAGCUGCAUGCAAUUUCCACAACCUGCUCGUAGUCCAGACUGAGGGCGAGAAUGUUGCCGAAUCGAUGUGGUCCGUCCAUGAUGGCGGCUCGCAGGGUGCCUUUUUCACCUAUCCGCUGGUGAUCGAGUGUACUAUGGGUGCUUCGAACGUUGAAUUUUUGGCGCAUUACCACGAGAACGUUAUCUCAACGUUUGAGGUUCAGCGAUUGUUGUAUGGCUUUGAAUCUGUCCUUACCCAACUUGGCUCGGUCAGUAAAGUCCAGGAUAUUCGUAUGCUGAGCGACCAAGACCUCCAAUUGCUGCGCACCUGGAAUGCCAAUGAACCAGUCAUCAUCCAUGAGACAAUAACGUCUCUGUUCGCCAAGCAAGUUGAGAGACAGCCCAAUGCCAUCGCCGUCUCUGCUUUUGAUGGCGAUUUCACAUAUGUUGAACUCCACGACCUCGCCUCUCGCCUUGCGCAAGAGCUCAUCAGUCUCGGGGCUGUACGAGAACAACUCAUACCCACAUGUCUCGACAAGUCUCGAUGGGCAGUGGUCGGAAUCAUGGCCAUCCUCAUUUCCGGGGCUGGCUAUGUACCUUUGUCUGCAUCGCAUCCUGCUUCUCGACAACUGCAGAUCAUGACAGAUUGCAAUGCCUCAAUCGUGGUCUGCUCUCCGCAAUACCAGAUACGAUUCGCUGGAGCAGUUCCAAAGGUGGUUGGCGUCAGCGAGGAAUCGGUACUCAAUCUUCCCACACCACAGCGCAACAUAUCUUCGCGCGCAAAGGGCUCCGACCCCUGCUAUGUGAUCUACACUUCCGGCAGCACAGGUACACCAAAGGGCGUGGUGAUAGAGCAUCGAGCAAUUGUCUCGAGCUCUGCUGCUAUCUGUAAGGGCCUCCAUAUGACCCCAACUUCGAGGGUGUUCCAAUUCUGCUCGUUCCUGUUUGAUGUAUCUAUUGGGGAAAUACUUACGCCUCUCACGUGCGGUGCGACGAUCUGCAUGCCAUCUGAGCAGCAGCGUACUACGGAUGUUGCAGCUGCGAUCACGUCCCUGAAGGCUGACUGGGCCUUCUUGACACCAUCCGUGGCCUGUCUGAUUGAUGGGCCGCACGCAGUACCUACCUUGAAGACAUUGGUCGCCGGUGGCGAGGCCAUGACUCCUGAAGUCAUCGACAAGUUUGCGGCUGGCUUAAAGCUAUACAACGGCUACGGACCUACAGAGGCUACUGUCUUCUCGAUUACGAACGACCGGGUCUCAGUUCAACGAGAUGCAACGAAUAUUGGCCAUGUAACUACGAGUGGAAGGAGUUGGCUUACCAAUCCGACAAACCCUCAUCAACUCGCGCCUCUGGGUGCUGUUGCUGAGCUGUGUCUCGAAGGCCCGUUCCUUGCCAAGGGCUAUCUGAACAACCCUGAAAAGACAGCCGCUUCCUUCAUAGAGAACCCAGGAUUCAUGGAACAGUUUAGCAAAGCAAGUGCGACACGUAUCUACUGCACCGGCGAUCUUGUUCGAUAUGCUCCCGACGGGUCAAUUACCUACCUUGGCCGCAAAGACAACCAGGUCAAGCUCGCAGGUCAGCGUAUUGAGCUUGGUGAAAUCGAACACCAUCUCCAAACCGAUUCAAAUGUCCGGCAUGUUGUGGUUCAUCUGCCCAAAUCUGGACCAGGCAAGGGCAGGCUCGUUGCUACAGUCGCGUUUGCAACGGAGUCUGCUACGGUGAACAUCGAUGAUCAGCAGUGGCGAAGCCUUUCAAGCAACCCUGAGAUACCCUCGAAGAUUAACGGAGCAAGGGAGAGACUCUCUGAUCUAAUUCCUUCAUACAUGUUACCCGUCGUAUGGAUUGCUGUACCCCGCAUACCAUUGUUGGCGUCAGCGAAGGUCGACAGAGAACAGGUCGGCGCGUGGCUUGAGACAUUGGACGACGCCGCCUUCCAGGAAAUCCUCGAUAUCGAGAGGAGCGGUCACGACAAAACGGCCGUACCAGAUUCCGACACUGCUACCUUGGUGCAAAAGAUAUGCGCUGGGGUAUUGGACGAGCGUGUCGAGGAUGUUAAUAUGAGUCGCUCGUGGCUAUCACUGGGUGGCGACUCGAUCACGGCGAUGCAGCUACUUGCCAAAUGUAGAGCUGAAGGCAUACACCUCACACUCAAUCAAGUUCUGCGCGCCAAGUCCAUCGCGCAUCUUGCGCGCAGUAUCGAGCCAUCACUCACCCUCGACUACGGAAACGAGCAGACCGAUAAGUUGUUCAAACUCUCCCCUGUCCAACAGCUUUACUUCAAAACGAAGGGCAAUGAGAGCGGCUCCCACUUCAACCAAUCUUUCACGGCCCAGCUGUCACGCGCAAUAGCGACAGAAACCUUGAAGCGCGCUUUUGACGCCAUUUUGAAGUGCCAUUCAAUGCUGCGUGCGCGCUUCGUCCGAGGUGAUGAUGGUGCGUGGCAGCAGCUUGUGCUUGGAAAUAUACCAGAAUCUUACACUUUCUCUGUCCACAACGUCGCUGCUGCUUCUGAUGCAGCGGAGAUCAUUUCGACAACCCAAAAGAGUCUCGAUAUCCAGCAAGGCCCGGUAUUUGCUGUAGAUAUUUGCAACACUCAGUCGGGCGGGCAGGUUGUUUCCAUUGCUGCGCAUCAUCUCGUCGUUGAUGUGGUCAGCUGGAAAGUCAUUCUUGGCGAUCUGGAAGAAAUCAUCAACUCCGGAUCUGGCCAUGCUUUGCAGAAGGGGCUUCCUUUCCAGAUGUGGUGCGAAAAGCAGGCCACACACGCGCGCAAAUCUUCAACACAAGAGGCUGUGCGGAAAAAUACUCCAGCAAUAGAGCCCACUGAUCUUCCGUUCUGGGGCAUGGACAAACGAGCAAACGUGUAUGGCGACGUAGAACGCGACGAUUUCACAAUCGAUGCGGACACCACAGCUCUGGCACUCAACCCCAACGGGGUGCUUAGGACCGAUGUUGUCGACAUCCUACUCGCGGCCACAGUCCAUUCCUUUACACGCGUUUUUGUCAAUCGCAAAGCACCCACCAUCUUUAACGAGUCACACGGCCGGGAACCAUGGGAAGGAAGCAAUAUAGACCUUUCUCGGACAGUCGGAUGGUUCACAUCCCUUUACCCAAUCACUGUACCUAUUGCGGAAGAUGAGGACGAGGUGGUACAUACUCUACGCCAAGUCAAGGAUCUCCGGAGACGCAUUGUGGACAAUGGCCGACCCUACUUUGCGCAUCGUUUCCUUGCCGAUGACGGGCCGCAACCCUCAUCCGAAGCACCAAUGGAAGUCCUUUUCAACUAUCUUGGCAAGAGCCAACAAACAGAGUCAGGCGACUCGCUUUUCAAGCCUGUAGUCUUUGAUGAAGAUGAAGACGAGGAGACAUCUGACGUUGGCAUGAAGACAGCCCGUCUGGCGCUCUUCGAGAUAUCCGCAUCUGUUGUCGACGGACAGAUUCAGAUGAGCUUCAUGUACAACCGAUGGAUGAAGAAUCGAAAAGGCAUCCGACGAUGGAUUGCGGAAUGUCAGCGAACACUUCAAGAGAUAGUCAGCACACUUGCCGAGAUGAAGACGCCUCAACCCACGAUGGCUGAUUUCCCACUACUCCCGUUGGAGUCGUACGAGCGUCUCGAUCGUGUCAUGAGAACACUGCCAGCAACUGGCGUCGCCACUUUCGAACAAGUUGAAGACAUAUAUCCCUGCUCUGCUAUACAAGAGGGUAUGGUUCUAAGCCAGAUUAAGGACCCCGAAUCAUACUGGUCCUUCACGACCUUAGAAGCCAAGUCGAAGAGUCGCGCCAUCGAGACGAACAAGUUGGCCAAUGCGUGGCAGAAAGUGGUGAACCGCCACCAAGCACUCCGAACGGUCAUUGUGGAUAGUGUCUGUAAGGGUGGAGUUUUCGAUCAGAUCGUAAUCAAAAAGCCAGACACAGGCCUGGUCUCAUACACUUGCUCCGACGCAGAGCUGACAGCCAAGCUUGCAUCAAUUCAGUAUGCUGACCUGAACGGCAAGAGAAAGCCAAAUCUUCCACACCAAGCUGCCAUCGUGCAGACUACCUCCGGGAAGGUCGUCGUGAAGAUCAUCGUCAACCACGCUGUGAUCGAUGGAGGCUCGUUGGCGAUUCUCGGGCGCGACCUCGAAGAUGCUUACGAAGACACGCUUUCCGAAGACGAAGGCCCGCUCUACAGUGGCUAUAUUAGAUACCUCCGUGGUCUCGACUCCAAAGUCGCUAUUGGGUACUGGAAGAAUCAGCUCACUGGUGCCCAGCCCUGCUACUUCCCACCCAUGCCCCAGCAGAUUGGCAAGCAGCGCCAGCUUCAUUCAGUGGACAUGAGAUUCCAUAGGUUUGCCGACCUUCAUGCCUUUGCUGAGACUAGCAACGUCAGUCUAGCCAACAUUCUGCUCGCAGCCUGGGCGUUCGUACUUCGAUCAUACACAGGAUCGUCAGAUGUAUGCUACGGAUACCUCACGUCUGGCCGGAAUGUGCCCGUAGAUGACGUUGAGAACGCAGUUGGUGCCUUCAUCAACAUGCUGGUGUCGCGCAUCAAAAUCGUGCAUUCUGCUUCACUUGUCGAUGUCAUCCAGAAAGUUCAAAACGACUUCAUCGAGUCUGUCCCACAUCAGCACUGCUCUUUGGCUCAAUUCCAGCAUGAUCUGGGUUUGGGCGGCAAGGCUUUGUUCAACACUGCUGUUUCUAUCCAAAACAGUGGCGCAUCUCAAGGUACUGUCAAGCCUGACGCCGACCUCGAAUUGGAGCAGAUUGCUGGUCACGAUGCUAGUGAAUACGUCAUAACUCUCAAUAUGGAUGUGACCCGUGGCGACGAAGCAGUGCGGUUCACUUACUGGACUGAUGCUGUCUCGGAUGGUGAAGCGAAGAAUGUUUGCUCCCUCAUGGCGAAGAUCUUGACUCAAGUCCUUGGCAAUCCAAAACAAACGGUGGCCAAUCUCGAUGUCGCUGUUUCGGAAGUCGCCUUUGCCAAGUUCGCCAUCUUUGUCGCCGACGGCAACAUUUCCGCCAAGAAUGAGACCGAGAACUCUAUACCUCGAAUCGGCGCGACUCGUGUUGCAUCGCCGACGCCAGCCGACACUCCAGACUGGAACAAUCUCAUCCGUUCAAUCGUUGCGGAGAUGGUGCCGCAAAUUGUGGACCAAGUCAUGGCAAAGAAUAAGGCGGUUACCGAGCCAGCGGCGGCAACUAUCACAGAGAUGACGAACCAAAUGACUGGGCUCAUAGUUGUCCGUGUUGCGGGCGAAGUGAUUGACGAGGUCAUGUCCAGAGCUGGAGGUUCAGCUUACAACGACAAGGGAGGCCCUUCAGAUCCAACACAGCGAGUUCCUACACGUGCCGCGGCUCUUUGGGACGAUUUCCAGUCGGUGAUCUCCGAGUACAAGGGCAAUGAAGGCAGCGUCAGAGCCGUAACGCCAAUGGAAGAUCCUGAACAGACACGCAAAGACGCCUUCAUCAAGUGUCUGUCUCGCUGCUUGGAGAUCCAAAUGUCGACAGCGUCAUCGUCGAAGGUUCAGGUGUUCAAGGGAGGCAUCUCCGAUGUCUUCCCAGUGACUGACUUCCAAAGUCUCGCCAUCACGGGCAGCCUAUUGGAGUCCAAGUGGAUGCUCAACUACUUCUUCAUGGAGGGAGAUGGACCACUCGACCUACGAAAGCUCAAGCAGGCCGCAUAUCGCAUCUGCCAAGCGUUCGAUAUCCUGCGCACGGUGUUUGUGCCAUAUGGCGAUCGCUUCCUUCAGGUUGUACUGAGAAAGCUGCAGCCCGAGUUCAUCUAUCAACAAACGGACGAUGAUCUUGAGACAUUUACCGCUGACCUUCGCCAGAGAGAUCGCGAGCACGGACCGCGUCUUGGCGAGGCUUUUACACAAUUUGUCGUUGUCAAGCAAAAGCAAACCUCGCGCUAUCGCAUCUUCAUGCGACUUUCACAUGCUCAAUAUGAUGGUGUCUGCAUCGGCAAGAUCCUCGAAGGCCUGCAAGCAGGCUACAAUGGACUUCCGGUCUCCUCCACACCAAGCUUCGGCAACUUCGUUAGAGAGUCCGCAAAGACGAUUGCCGGUGCGCAUGACCAUUGGCGCGAGACGUUACGUGGCUCCAAAAUGACCGAGAUUGUGAACCGUUUUGGCCCCAACUACCAAAGAUCGGCUGGAAGUACCAUCACGCUCGAGCGCAAGUUGACCGCGCGCUCGCUGUCUCGCCUCAACAUCACGAUGGCUACUGUCGUCAAGGGCGCAUGGGCAGCCACGCUUGCCCGUGUUGCUGGCAAGUCAGACAUUGUCUUUGGACACGUCAUCUCCGGUCGCAACAGUGGCGUGAAGAACAUUGAGAACAUCGUUGGGCCGUGCUUGAACACUGUUCCAGUUCGUGUCGUAUAUCGACCCGAAUGGACCGUACGCGAUCUCCUCAACUAUAUCCAAGAUCAGCAGAUUGCAAAUAUGCCAUUCGAAUCUCUAGGCUUCAGGGAGAUCAUUCGACACUGCACCGAAUGGCCUGACUGGACCAACUUCUCGAGUGUGCUUCAGCACGACCAAGGCAUCUCAGAUGAGAAGCCGACGUUACAGUUGGGUGGCGUCGAAUUUGCGCUUGGAGCUGCCGGUACCCAACAAGAUUUCGCAGACUUUUCCAUCAACACUACAUCCCGCGGCGGCACUCAGCUUGACAUCGCACUCACAUACGCACCCAAUAGCACCAUCACCGCCGACUACGCAGAACACGUCUUCGAGAUGCUUUGUGGCAAUAUUGUUACUUUCUCAAUGGACCCAAAUGCGAUGCUCCCAUCACCAUCCGAGCUCUCGUCGCAAAGCUCAACGACUGUGAACUCGGAUCCAGCGCGCAAGAAAUCCGACCAAAAAGUCACACUCGCACUUCCCAGCGAUACAAGCCUGUCGCGUCAUGAAGUUAACACUCUCGCCACCACGCUGCGCGCAGCAUGGCAGCAGAUCCUACACAAUGAGCACGGCACGCCGACUGACGUCGAACUCGAUUCAGACUUUUUCCAACUCGGCGGCGACAUCAUGGGUCUCGCACAAGUUGCUGCCAUUCUUGCUGAGGAAGGCUUCCGCGUCCGCGUCGAGGACUUGCUUGACAAGAGCGUAUUCGUCGAUCAAAUUAGCGUGUUAGUGACGGAAAGAAAGCGGCAGGUGGAGAAGGAGGAACAGAGCGAGAAGAGUCCUUGGGGCGAUAAAGGCAAGGCGAAGAAGACGACGGAGACGAUCAAGGUGAAGAAGGAGAAGAGUGGGUUUGGUGCGUUGGCGAGGAAGAUUGGGUUGAAGAAGAAGUAA
This is a messenger RNA of Parastagonospora nodorum SN15, 21117 nucleotides long. RefSeq lists its product as hypothetical. Lineage: Eukaryota; Fungi; Ascomycota; Dothideomycetes; Pleosporales; Phaeosphaeriaceae. The coding region runs from base 1 to 21117 and encodes 7038 amino acids. Gene Ontology annotation, molecular function: catalytic activity; RNA binding; phosphopantetheine binding. The transcript is spliced from 9 exons. The record is from RefSeq and is a predicted model, not a curated record.